AUGUCGACCCAGGCAGAAAAAGCCCAGAUGCUAAUAACCAGAAUGCGAGAGUUGCCCAGCUCAAAGAUAUUCAGCCAGGAAGAAUGCUCGCACUUGGUCCCAACCGACUCGCCCCACGAUCUCCUCCAGCUCCUCCAGGACCUUCUAGCAUCGAACCAAGUCAAGCUCAUAAAAAAGGGCGACGAGCUCCACUUCCAAGCCGUGUCGCAGGACUACGCGCGUAUAAUCUCGCAAAUGACCCCCGACGAACAAAUGAUAUACUCGCACAUAGCCUCGCUGAACCGAGAAGGCAUCUGGACCAAGACCCUCAAGGCCAAGACCAACUUGCACCAGCACAUCGUGACUAAAUGCUUGAAGAACUUGGAGAAUCAGCGCUUUAUCAAGUCGAUCAAGUCGGUAAAGUACCCCACGCGCAAGAUCUACAUGUUGUACAACUUGCAGCCGAGCUUGGAAGUCACUGGCGGGGCAUGGUUCACUGACUCUGAGCUCGACACCGAGUUCAUCGACACGGUGCUGAUGAUAAUCUGGCGGUUCAUAUAUAGCGCCACUUUCCCCAAGGAAGAGAGCAACGCGCUUCAAUCGAGCUACGAUGCGCGGUCGCCGGGCGCAAACAUGGACCAAAUCAUGCAGUUUUUAUCGAGCUCGAAUGUGUUGCAGGUGGAGUUGGAGUUGAAUGACGUGCAGAGUCUAUGCAAUUUGCUUGUGUUUGACGACAAGAUUGAGCAAGUUGGGCACGAUGAGCAUGGCGAGUUGUACAAGUGCACUAGACAGAGUCUAAGUGAACGAGGGUAUAUUAAGGCCGUGGAGGAGUUGCGCGGGGUUAUACCCGAGGCGAGCUUUGAGUAUUUGGAGAGGACUAAGGGUUACAAUUUGUUUGAUUUUAAUUUGGGCAAGGUGAACUACGAGGAGGAGGCCGAUUUUGUCUAUAUGGAUUCGUUUUUGAACAACUGA
This is a messenger RNA of Lodderomyces beijingensis, 951 nucleotides long. Lineage: Eukaryota; Fungi; Ascomycota; Pichiomycetes; Serinales; Debaryomycetaceae. The record is from the annotation of a GenBank genome assembly.